This is a messenger RNA of Pseudovirgaria hyperparasitica, 1901 nucleotides long. Its product is annotated as HAD-superfamily hydrolase. NCBI's taxonomy places the organism in Eukaryota, Fungi, Ascomycota, Dothideomycetes, Acrospermales, Acrospermaceae. Gene Ontology annotation, cellular component: mitochondrion. The record is from RefSeq and is a predicted model, not a curated record. Gene Ontology annotation, biological process: glycerophospholipid biosynthetic process. The coding region runs from base 159 to 1631 and encodes 490 amino acids. The transcript has a single exon.
UGUCCGUAGAUGUCGGUGUCGAGAGAGUAUAUAGAGAGAUAAUCCUGGCCAUGAACACUCCUCAUUUACACCCUACUCCACUCUGCUGUGUAAUCUGCAGAUUUCUGAUCUUCCUGACUUAACACAGUCUUUGAUUUGCAACACCCCUUUCACCCCAGAUGAUCGCGAUGCCUGCCUUCCACGAUACUACUUUCGCGGUGCAGGCUCCGCUGUCCGCACUCAAGUCUUGCGACAAUCGUCAUGGAAACUCGCUUAACAUUUCCAGUGACGGCGGCGAUCAUGAGCACUCGGUCGAAAUUCCGGCCACGCGGAGUUCUAUUUCUGAUGCAUCACAGUACAUGCACAAUCUGAGCGUAUCUCCAUCAACGAAAGAUCGUCGUGGUUCCCGGAACUCCCUUGGCACUUCACUGCCCAUUCCCCGUUCGAAACGCCAGUCGAGAUUGUCGUCCGUUCAUUACCCUGAUGGCCACAUCCUCACGAAGGCUGGAACCAAGAUUGUCCAGCCAUGUCGCGACAUCAUCGCAGCACAACUUCAGGAUCUAUCUGGUGAUAAAGUCAAGGCUGCCAAAAAUAUGGCGUUUGUCUUCGAUAUCGAUGGUGUGUUGGUCCAUGGUGACCGUCUCAUUCCAGAAGGGAAGCGUGCUCUCGAGAUAUUGAACGGUGAUAACGAACUUGGUAUAAAGAUACCUCACAUCUUCCUUACUAACGGCUCGGGGAAGCCCGAAAAGCCCCGCGUCGACCAGCUGUCGAAAAUUCUGAAUUCACCCAUCUCCACAGACCAGUUUAUCCAGUCUCACACACCCAUGCGUGCUCUUGCAGAGUACUACAAUACCGUUCUCGUCGUGGGAGGUGAAGGGUACAAAUGUCGGGAAGUGGCCGAGCAAUACGGCUUCAAUGACAUCGUGGUCCCAAACGAUAUCAUUGCGUGGGAUCCUACAAUUGCACCAUACCGUGUCUUUACUGACGCAGAGCGUGCGACGUCGCGGCCUCGUGACUUCUCACAGGUCAAUAUCGAAGCCAUCAUGGUAUUCUCCGACAGUCGUGAUUACGCCACGGACAUGCAGAUCAUUAUGGACCUGUUGCGGUCGGAGAAGGGCCGAUUCGGAACUGUGGCAAAGGAUCCUGACUCUCAACGGAUCCCAAUAUACUUCUCGCAGGGCGAUAUGUUGUGUCCCACCGAGCAUCCCAUACCCCGCAUGUCACAAGGCACAUUUCGCAUUGGCCUUGAAGCCAUGUACAAAGCCUUGACCGGCGUCGACCUUGAGCGUACUGUGUAUGGUAAGCCUGAGCUUGCGACAUACAAAUAUGCCGACGAGGUCAUGGCAAGUUGGAUGGAGCAAAUCCACGGCGACGAGUGCUUGCCAUCUAAUAUUUACAUGGUUGGCGAUAACCCGGCAUCCGAUAUCGUUGGCGGAAACAUGUAUGGUUGGAACACCUGUCUGGUGCGAACUGGUGUGUUCCAGGGCGGUGACAAUGAUGAAGUAAACCCAGCCAACUUUGGUGUAUUCGAAAAUGUGCUAGAGGUGGUGACCACUGCCAUCAAGAAGGAGCUGGGUUCUGAUUUCAAGUGCAAAUUCGACGAGUCGAUCAAUCCAGUCUUGCAUGGAACAGGUGUUUCGGCCAUUGUCUAGUCGUCUUUUUACGGGCUGGAGUGCGCGGCGUUUUUGAAUAUAUCUGUUUAACAACGACUGCAUUUGUCUUCUUUAUUUCCGAAAUGUGUCGAAAUCGAUACUUAUCCAUGAUUAAUAGCAUAGUAAUCAUGAGUAUUUGUUCAAUGAUUUAAGAGUCGAGAAUGACUUUAGUAUCAAAUCUUGACACUAGUACAUAUGGUUCGUGUUUCAUAAGACACAAUGGCUUGCCCGCAGUCGACAAACCGAAGCUGAAGGAUUUGGCGAUAUUGU